Messenger RNA from Etheostoma spectabile (orangethroat darter), 4676 nucleotides. RefSeq names its product nuclear export mediator factor (gene nemf). Gene Ontology annotation, biological process: rescue of stalled cytosolic ribosome; ribosome-associated ubiquitin-dependent protein catabolic process. Bases 132 to 3344 code for a protein of 1070 amino acids. Gene Ontology annotation, cellular component: RQC complex. The transcript is spliced from 32 exons. Gene Ontology annotation, molecular function: tRNA binding; ribosomal large subunit binding. NCBI's taxonomy places the organism in Eukaryota, Metazoa, Chordata, Actinopteri, Perciformes, Percidae. The record is from RefSeq and is a predicted model, not a curated record.
UCCGUAAAAAAACUAUCCCUUGUGCGCAUGUUCAGUAUUUCCUGCAUGUUUUCCUUGCUGAUGUUGCACCAGAAAUGUGAAUUUAUCAGUGUUUACCUUUCUUUUUAUUAGUUGACAGCUUUUCGGUCACCAUGAAAACAAGAUUCACCACCGUGGAUAUCAGGGCAGUUAUUGCCGAGAUCAAUGCCAACUACAUUGGCAUGAGAGUAAACAACGUGUACGACAUCGACACCAAGACGUAUCUCAUCCGCCUGCAAAAGCCUGACAGCAAAGCUAUUCUCCUGAUUGAGUCUGGGAGUCGUAUUCACUCCACAGACUUCGAAUGGCCCAAGAACAUGAUGCCUUCGGGCUUCGCAAUGAAAUGUCGAAAACACCUGAAGUCACGGCGGUUGACCCAAAUUAAGCAGCUCGGGAUUGACAGGAUUGUUGACAUCCAGUUUGGCUCAGAUGAGGCUGCCUACCAUUUGAUUAUUGAACUGUAUGACAGGGGUAACGUCAUUCUUGCAGAUCAUGAGUACACCAUCCUAAACCUGCUGCGGUUUCGUACAGCAGAGGCAGAAGAUGUUAAGAUUGCUGUUAGAGAGCGGUACCAUGUGGAGAGUGCCCGACCGCCUGAAGCUCUCAUCAGUUUAGAGCGACUCACUGAAAUCCUCAGCAAAGCACCAAAUGGAGAGCAAGUGAAACGGGUCCUGAACCCUCACCUUCCCUAUGGAUCCACUCUGAUAGAACACAGUUUGAUAGAGGUGGGACUGCCGGGCUCUGUCAAAGUUGACAGCCAAGUUGAUGCUGCCCAAGUUGCACCUAAAAUCCUGGAAGCCUUGAAGAUUGCAGAAACCUAUAUGGAAAAAACGGAAAACUUCAGUGGCAAAGGUUACAUCAUACAAAAGAGUGAGAAGAAACCAAGCUUAACUCCUGGCAAACCCAGCGAAGAACUGCUCACAUAUGAUGAAUUCCACCCAUUUCUCUUUGCCCAGCAUGCAAAGAACCCCUAUUUGGAGUUUGAUACUUUUGAUAAGGCAGUGGAUGAAUUCUUUUCUAAGAUGGAGAGUCAGAAGAUUGACAUGAAGGCCUUGCAGCAGGAGAAACAGGCUCUGAAGAAGUUGGAGAAUGUUAAAAGGGACCACGAGCAGAGACUGGAGGCCUUGCACCAAGUACAGGAGGUGGACAGAAUAAAGGGAGAACUGGUGGAGAUGAACCUGCCUGUGGUGGAGAGGGCGCUGCAGGUGGUGCGCAGUGCACUGGCGAAUCAGGUGGACUGGACUGAAAUCGGCAUUAUCGUCAAAGACGCACAAACUGCAGGUGACCCGGUGGCCUGCGCCAUCAAGGAGCUGAAGCUGCAAACCAAUCAUAUCACCAUGCUUUUAAAAAAUCCAUAUAUUUCUGAGGAAGACCAGGAAGAGGAAGAGAAAAAAGAUGUGAUGGAGGUGAAAGGGAAGAAAAACAAAAAUAAAGACAAAGGACAGAACAAGAAGGUGCAAAGGAACAAGCCCAUGUUGGUGGACGUGGAUCUUGGCCUGUCGGCUUAUGCCAAUGCCAAAAAGUACUAUGACUUUAAACGCACAGCUGAAAAGAAGGAACAUAAAACCAUGGAAGCAGCAGAUAAGGCUAUGAAAUCCGCAGAGAAAAAAACACAAAAAACACUGAAAGAGGUUCAGACUGUGACCACCAUUCAGAAGGCCAGGAAAGUCUACUGGUUUGAGAAGUUCUUGUGGUUCAUCAGCUCAGAGAAUUAUCUCGUCAUCGCAGGAAGAGAUCAGCAGCAGAACGAGAUAAUUGUCAAACGCUACCUCCGGGCAGGUGAUGUCUAUGUUCAUGCUGACCUCCAUGGAGCAACUAGCUGUGUCAUCAAGAAUCCUUCAGGUGACCCCAUCCCUCCUCGUACCCUGACAGAAGCUGGCACUAUGGCUGUGUGCUACAGUGCUGCCUGGGAUGCUAAGAUCAUCACCAGCGCUUGGUGGGUUCAUCAUCAUCAGGUGUCUAAAACAGCUCCCACUGGAGAGUACCUGACCACUGGAAGUUUCAUGAUCAGAGGAAAGAAAAACUUUUUGCCACCUUCUUACUUGAUUAUGGGCUUCGGAUUCCUCUUCAAGGUCGAUGAGCAGAGUGUGUUUCGGCACCGAGGGGAGAGAAAGGUGAAGACUGUAGAGGAGGACAUGGAGGACGUCACAUCCAGAACUGCUGAGCUGUUAGAGGAGGGAGAGGAGCUGAUAGGUGAUGACAGCAGUAAUGAAGAUCAGGGUGAGGAAAGGGAGGGAGGACAUGGAGAGACGGUAAAGCAGAUUAAAAAGGUGGUUGAAGGGGUGGAUGGUGCGGGAGGAGAACUGGCUGCUGUUCCUGAAGAGGACGACAUUGAGGCGGAGCGAGAGGAGGAUGGGGAGGAAGACAGCAGUGAGGAGAAGGAGAUGAAGAAUGAAGAAAGUGAAGAAUUCAGCUUCCCGGAUACAACCAUCUCCCUCUCUCAUUUACAGCCCAGCAGGAAUACUCAGAACCCUGGUUUCAAAAAGGAAGUGACCGCUCAGGUUGAAGUAGACUCACAAGGGAGGAAACACAUGACUGCCAAGCAGAGAAGAGAAGAGAAGAAGAAGAAGCAGAAUCAGGAAGGGUGCGACACUGAGGAGAAGACUGAGAUUUCAUCUGCUGGAUCAGCAGUCGAUCAGGGAUCCAAAGGUGGAGGAGGCCCCUCCCAGCAGCCACCCAAGAGAGGCCAAAAGAACAAGUUAAAGAAGAUUAAAGAGAAGUACAAGGACCAGGAUGAAGAGGACAGGGAGCUGAUGAUGCAGCUGCUCGGGUCAGCGGGUUCCACCAAGGAGGAGAAGGACAAGGGGAAGAAAGGAAAGAAGGGGAAGGGUAGAGACGAACCCAUCAGGAAAGCAGCGCCUCAGAAGCAACCCCCGAAACCCCGUAACGUGGAGGCCGCAGUGACAGGAGGAGGUGAGGGGGAUGAGGAGACACCGCUUGGAGAGGAGGCCGGUCUUGCCGAGGAGGACAAGGAAGAUGAUGUGGACCAAGACAAUCCUGGAGCAGAGGAAGCAGAGGAUCUGCUCACCUCUCUGUCGGGCCAGCCCCAUGCUGAAGACGUGCUGCUGUUUGCGGUGCCGGUCUGUGCUCCAUACACCGCCCUGUCCAACUACAAACACAAGGUGAAACUGACACCAGGUUCUCAGAAGAAAGGAAAAGCUGCACGCACUGCAGUUUUGAGCUUCAUGAAAGCCAGAGAUGCCUCAACCAGAGAGAAAGACCUGUUCCGCAGUGUCAAGGAUACUGAUUUAUCCAGAAACAUGCCAGGCAAAGUUAAAGUGUCUGCUCCAAACCUGCUGGCUGCCAAGAAGAAAAGAGACGGGUGAACAGAGAGUGUGACACGGCCAACUCCAUCUACAUUUCAAGCAUGAGCAAUACCGGUUAAGAUCUGAUCAUCAGCGUAUAGUUCCCUUGUUGGAUAUCAAUUUUAUUUUAAUUAUACAAAGCUAAAAAAAACAGAACUUAUGGUAUGUGUUUAUUCUUUGAGUAUGAAGUAACAGUAUCCAUACAAUUCUACAAUAAAAAACACUAAGGGAACAUUGUGCAAAUCAGGCAAAUACAAACAAAGCCCUACUGACAUUAGGCAUUUCAGUGCAACGUGGCUCAACAUCCAAUACACUUAGGGUAAUGUUAAGUUUUUGUUAAAACAAGAUUUAAAUGCUACAGGAGCCAUUCAUGACAAUUUAAAAAGGCUUUAAAAGCCCAUUUUAGAAUAAAGAACUCACAUUUCCUCAACUAUAUAAAUACACAUAAAUAAAAAUGAACAUUUCUGGGGGUUCAAAGAAGAUAUUCUUGCAUAACAAAGCACUAGUUUUAGGUCUGUGAGAACUUAAACUACAACAUUUAGCAAACCUCUGUAUUAAAGAGUGUGCCAAACUGUUAAAGCAAUCAUUAAAGCAGCAGGUUCCCUAAAAUUCUGCACUGUUAAAGCAAACAUGUUUCAGCCUUGCACCACUGUGUUUAGUGUUAAGACAGACUAUUUUCAGUUGGUUCAAUUUCAUAGGAAAACCCAUUGAAACAGCAAUGUCGAGCGACUGGAGUAUGGCGGUUGUUCUCCAAGACUCUUUCCUUGACUCUUGGGUAUACCUACACAAUGUGCUACAAUCUUGUGGAGGAAAGGAAAGUCCUGCCCAAUUUCCAAACUAUUUUCCCACACUAGCCCCCAUAACACGGUAUUUUCUCACAGGGUUUCUUUCUAUGGUUUUCAUGAAACGCUGAUCAUGAGAUUGUGUUUUUUAUUUAUAAUCUAAGUUUAGGGAGGUACUGUAUCUACUACUUUACUGGCUAGUACAAUAUUAACACCUUGUAUUAAUAAGAUAAAAUAUAUUUUUGUGAGCAUUAAACAAAACCUCUCUUAAACACAGAAGCACAGUCAUAACAUCACUGUACUUCGUUACUAAAUGCUGACAAAAAUAUUUUAUCUUAAUCAAGUUUACUUAUCCAGCACAGAAGUAGCAAUCCAUUUACCUUGGAAAACGUAAAUAAAAACGAUGCCAUUAUAUUUUGGCUUUGCAGAAGAAUGUAUGCCUAGCAAAGAAAUUGGAUUUUUCUAGAUUUUCUGCUCUCUUUUGAUGUGCUGUGCAUCAUCUGCACUGCUACACCACUAAAGAUUCUACUGGCUUUGCAACGGUUUGACCUAUAAGAAAUUAUACAAAAAA